AACACUUUACGACACUGUUGACAACUGAGGCGUUUGUUGUGUUCAGUGCUGUUGGUGGAUCUGUUUUUUUCAGUUAUGAUUUAGUUUUCUCUGAAAGCUGUCAUCAAAUGAGUGUUUUUGAUUUAUUUCGCGGCUUCUUCGGUGUACCUGGAGGCCAUUAUCGUGGCCGACGGGACCCCUUCUUCGAUGCCAUGACUCAUGAUGACGACGAUGAAGAUGAUGAUGAUGAAGAAGAUGGAUUCUACUAUGAUGGGUUCCGGGGAGACCAGCAGGACCCCUUUGACAGUGCCUGGAGGUUUGGCUUCAGCUUAGGUCCCGACGGGAUGAGGAUCCAGGAGCCUCCGGUGUUUGGCCACGUCUUCAGAGAGAUGGAAGAGAUCUUCUCCCAGCUGGGUCGCAGAGACGGACAGCCAGAGUCUGGACACUUCGGUGUUCCCAGUAUCAUGCCACCACCUCAGGACAGAGCAGAGAGGGGUGGAGGUGGUUCCAGUGGGAACCCCCUGAGAGACUUUAUGCUCAAAUCUGAUGAUGACAAUCCACAAGGACUCCAAGCAGGGCCAUCAACAGAGCCCAGAUAUGAUGGCCGCCCUUUCUAUGAGUCACCAGAAUUUCCCAGUUCGCCAUUCAGCAGCUGGAAGCCUUUUUCGAAGUUUAAUGAUAUUUGGAAGAGGGGGCCACAGAAAGCUCCUGAGGAGGAGCGCAAAGAAGACAGAGAUCUGGACUCUGCAGUCUCCUCUGGGGGCCUGGAUCAGAUUCUGACACCACCUGCUGGUCAGGCACCGAACCAACCCAGGACGCGAUCAUUCUUCCAGUCAGUCAUGGUCAGCAAGGUGGUGAAACCUGAUGGGACAGUAGAGGAGAGGCGAACAGUCAGAGACAGCCAAGGCAAUGAAGAGACCACAGUGACUCGCUCAGGAGGCCCUGGUAGCCCGGAGGGACCAGACCAUCACACUGGACGUGUCAGACCAGGUGGUCAAAAUCCAUUUUCGGACAUGCGGGACGAUGAUUCAGUAUUCUCCAAGUUCUUUGGAGGGUUUAAAUAAAAUGCAAAAGUAUAUUCUCUCGA
Molecule: messenger RNA, 1066 nt
Organism: Micropterus salmoides (largemouth bass)
Lineage: Eukaryota; Metazoa; Chordata; Actinopteri; Centrarchiformes; Centrarchidae
Gene: hax1
Product: HCLS1 associated protein X-1
Exons: 7
Coding region: 108-1043 (311 amino acids)
Biological process (GO): negative regulation of apoptotic process; regulation of actin filament polymerization
Cellular component (GO): sarcoplasmic reticulum; actin cytoskeleton; mitochondrion
Source: RefSeq, a predicted model, not a curated record